AUGGCAGCAGCAAGAUUCGACAGCACUGAGUUACCGUUCAGCAAAUACCCAGCAUGGGUGCUGGGAAAGCUCCGACCUGUCGCCAUUGAGAAGAUCAAAGCUGUGCAUGAUUGGGUGGAGACCGAAUGUAUUCCAGCCGAGCCCAUAAUGAAGGCCCAGUUGGCAAAGAACCGCUGGAAGACACCUACUCUGAUGAAGGAUCUACGACAAAAGGCCAAAGAACGCGGUCUCUUCAACCUUUUCCUACCGAAUCAUUUCAAAGAAUCGCCGGGCUUGACCAACUUGGAGUAUUCGUGUUGCGCUGAAAUUAUGGGCAAGGUAUACUGGGCCGCACAGACAAUGAAUUGCCAUGCCCCAGAGACGGGGAAUAUCGAGCUGCUCGCCAAAUAUGCCAACGAGGAGCAGAAAGAGACAUGGCUGAAACCGCUCAUGAGUGGCGAUUUCUCCUCUGCUUACUCCAUGACUGAGCCGGAGGUAGCCUCGUCUGAUGCGACCAACAUAUCGAUCCGUAUCCAGCGAGAUAGUGACGAGUACGUCAUUAACGGUCGCAAAUUGUUCGGAAACGCUAAGUGGAAUCCGGAGGUGCAGUUGUAUAUUCUCAUGGGGUGUACCGACCCCAACAACCCCGAUCCUUGGAAACGCCAUUCAAUGGUACUCGUCCCUAGCGACACUCCUGGUCUCCACAUGAACUUAAACCUCACCAUCAUGGGGUACGACCAUGCCCCCGAAGGCCACGGCGAAUAUCGCUAUGAUAACGUUCGCAUUCCGGCCUCGAAUGUGAUUCUGGGCGAAGGUCGGGCAUUCGAGAUUGCUCAAGGACGACUGGGCCCGGGACGAAUUCAUCAUUGUAUGCGACUGAUCGGCCAGUGUGAGAGAGCAUACGAGUUUGCUCUUCUUCGGGCGACCGACGAACGAAAAAAGCCUCGUGGAAAGUUAAUCGGCCAGUUCGAUAGUAACAUCGAGCGCAUUGCGAGCAUGCGCUUGGAACUCGAUGCGUUGCGCUUAGUCGUGCUCAAUGCCGCCGAUACAAUGGAUACGCAUGGCAACAAGGCCGGGCGCUAUGUUAUUGCUCAGAGCAAGAUUCUUGUUCCUGAGGGUGCGGCUCGGAUCAUUGAUGAGUGUAUGCAGAUGUAUGGUGGGCAGGGCUUGACUCAACAUACGCCGUUGCCAGAAAUGUGGACAUACGCUCGGUUUGUUCGUUUGGCGGAUGGGCCUGACGCAGCUCAUCGUCAUCAGGUUGGGAGAGAUCAGUUGAAAACGGCCAAGGAUGUGAAGAAGAGACAUGAAAGAUAUUACGAGAUUGCGGAGCGUUUGAAGCGAGAGUUUGAGUUGGAGGAUAACUUGGCGGCCGACUACAUGUGGGAGUAUUUGGAUCUGUCUACAAAAGCAAAACUUUAA
This is a messenger RNA of Penicillium manginii, 1398 nucleotides long. RefSeq lists its product as uncharacterized. Gene Ontology annotation, molecular function: oxidoreductase activity, acting on the CH-CH group of donors; flavin adenine dinucleotide binding. Bases 1 to 1398 code for a protein of 465 amino acids. The record is from RefSeq and is a predicted model, not a curated record. NCBI's taxonomy places the organism in Eukaryota, Fungi, Ascomycota, Eurotiomycetes, Eurotiales, Aspergillaceae. The transcript has a single exon.